GAAAAGGGCUGUCACAGGUCCCGGGGAACCCCAGGUGCCCAUUGGUCGCAGACGUGUCUCCGACCAGGGCUGCUGUGAGAAGGCGGGUUCGGCAGCCUCUCCCAAGGCGGGCAAGUCCCCUCUGCCUGCGGUGGCAGGGCCUCGGGCGCUGGACGGCCGAGGCGGAAGAGCCCAGAUCACUGUCUCCCUUAGUUGGCCCUUCCGGGAGCCGCCUGGUCUCUCGCAGGAAGGGGAAGGGGCCAGAGCUGGGGGAGGCGUGGCAGGAAGGGGGGAACUCUGUGGUCAGGGAGCUGUUCGCCCGGCACAGCUGCGCCCUCAGAGCUGCGGUCCCGCUCGCCGCCCCUCAGCCUGGCCAACAUGGUCCUGGCAGCGGUCCUGCUCCUACUCCUUUUGGUGGAACCAGCAGAGGCCCUGGGAGAGCCGCAGCUCUGCUACAUCCUGGACGCCAUCCUCUUUCUCUACGGCAUCAUCCUCACCCUGCUCUACUGCCGACUCAAGAUCCAGGUGCGAAAGGCAGCCACAGCCUACCAGAAGUCAGAAGGCAUUUACACGGGCCUGAGCCCCCGGACCCAGGAGACCUACGAGACCCUGAAGCAUGAGAAACCAGCACAGUAACUGCACACAGACGCCCUUGGUCAUGUUCUCCUCCUGCUCCGGGCUCCCCGCCCAGCCCCGCCACUGGCACCACGUAUGCUUCCUGCCACCAGUGCCCUCGGACCUGCCCCCGUGACGAUGCUGUGCCCCCAUGAAUGGGCCCCCUGGUUCGUCCGCCCUGCCGAAGGCCUGUGGCCAGACGCUCCUCAUUAAUGUUCACGUCCUAGUCUCCCGCGACCGCGCCCUCCCCCUUCCCCACCCCCAGCGCCUGCCGAACAAUGGAAAGGGGACGCCACCAAUAAAGCCCUGGAGCGGA
Molecule: messenger RNA, 910 nt
Organism: Phyllostomus hastatus (greater spear-nosed bat)
Lineage: Eukaryota; Metazoa; Chordata; Mammalia; Chiroptera; Phyllostomidae
Gene: FCER1G
Product: Fc epsilon receptor Ig
Exons: 5
Coding region: 358-615 (85 amino acids)
Biological process (GO): innate immune response; regulation of platelet activation; Fc receptor mediated stimulatory signaling pathway
Cellular component (GO): Fc-epsilon receptor I complex; external side of plasma membrane; membrane
Molecular function (GO): IgG binding; IgE receptor activity
Source: RefSeq, a predicted model, not a curated record